Molecule: messenger RNA, 569 nt
Organism: Rubroshorea leprosula
Lineage: Eukaryota; Viridiplantae; Streptophyta; Magnoliopsida; Malvales; Dipterocarpaceae
Source: the annotation of a GenBank genome assembly
AGAACCUGUUUGAUGCAAUAGUGGAUGCAAUGUAUUCUGCUCUUGAGAAGUCGGGUGGCGGGUCUGUUGAGAUUGUUGUGUCCGAGACAGGGUGGCCAUCGGAUGGGGGAACGGCAACGACCAUGGACAACGCUAGGACUUAUAUUGCCAAUGUGAUUCAGCAUGUUAAGGUUGGCACUCCGAAGCGGCCCGGUAACCCUAUUGAGACUUACAUUUUUGCAAUGUUUAAUGAGAAUCAGAAGAAUCCAGAAUACGAGAAAUAUUGGGGGCUCUUUUAUCCAAACAAGGAGCCUAAAUUCCAAAUCAACUUCGAGUGAGAGUUGCAGGAAGCUGGAUGAAGUAGAAAAAUAUAGAUAUAUGGGCAUUUCAAUUUGGUAAUUGGUUUAAUUUUUGCUGUAUGAAUAAAUCAAAGGCAAAGGCAGUCUCUGCUAGGAAACUCUUAUUUACCACUCACUUUCUUCAAGAGUUUCAGACACUUGGUGAUUCCUCGCAAACUUUCCACUUGAAUAUUUCAGGGAUAUAUUUUGUAUUUUUCACAUUUAAUACUGUAAUAAAAGAGUAAAUUUAAU